CUGCCCCCCCCCGCCCCGAGCCCGGGCGCUUCCUUCCGGCCGGCCCCGGGCGGCCGCCUCGGGGGGCGCCACUCCGCGGCCAUGGACCCGGCCGGCUACCAGUACGCUCCGCAGAACUAUGUGUACGCGCAGCAGGGGCCCGGGCAGGCGGGCGCCGGGCCGCCGCCCGCGUACAGGACGCACGCGGUGCCGCAGCACCUGCCACCGCACCAGCUGGCGCAGCCGCCGCAGCAGAUGCCGCAGGUGCAUCAGCUGCAGCAGGCGCCGCAGCCGUACCCGGGCCAGGUUCAUAGGAUGGUUCCCAACGCCGCCGUCGGGCUGGACCUGAACCGGGACGGCAAGGCGGACCUGAUCGUGGCGGGGGCCGACUACAAUCAGGACGCGUGGACUGACUGACUGCGGGCGGCGCGGUGCUGUUCGCGAACGCCGGGGGCGCGACGCAGCCCGCGCCGGAGGCCCACCACGAGCAGCAGGAGGAGCCCCUUCGGGUGAGCCUCACGGUGCCCGAGGGCGCGGCCCCCGGC
Messenger RNA from Prorocentrum cordatum, 524 nucleotides. The record is from the annotation of a GenBank genome assembly. NCBI's taxonomy places the organism in Eukaryota, Dinophyceae, Prorocentrales, Prorocentraceae.